This is a messenger RNA of Solenopsis invicta (red fire ant), 928 nucleotides long. RefSeq lists its product as uncharacterized. The transcript has a single exon. NCBI's taxonomy places the organism in Eukaryota, Metazoa, Arthropoda, Insecta, Hymenoptera, Formicidae. Bases 40 to 495 code for a protein of 151 amino acids. The record is from RefSeq and is a predicted model, not a curated record.
AAUGUGGAAGAGGUCAAAGAGAUAAGAUACCUAGGAUAUAUGCUACAGAAAAACCGAGGUGCGGAGAAACAUAUAAGAGAGAGACUGAGAAGAGCAACAAUAGCGAUGAAGAGGACUUGGAGCAUAGGGGAGAGAAUAUUCAAAGAAGACCAUAGAAGAAGAAUGAAAAUGUUUGAAGCACUUGUUGGAAGCGUAGCGUUAUAUGGAGCGGAAGUUUGGGGCUGGAAAAACGAAAAAACGUUAGACGGAGUAAAGAGGAAGUACGCGAAAUGGAUUCUAAACUUGGACAGAGGAACACCGAAUUACAUAUUAUUGGAGGAGACAAAGAUGGAAGAGAUUAGAAUACAGGCGAUCAAGAGAGCACUAAAAUACGAGGAAAAGGCGAGAAAAUCAAAGAAGAAAAUAAUAAAAGAAUGCAUCAAAGAUUUAGAAAAGUGGCGACCAGGUGCAGAAGAAGGAAGAUGGGAAAGAAAGAGAAGAGAGGUGUUGGAGUAAACAAGGAACAGCUUAGAAAGGAAAGAGAAGCAGGAAACGAGGAGAUGGCAGAGAACAUCUUGAAGGAACUAAAAAUUAAAGAGAGCAGAGAGAGACAACAGAAGAUAAACGAAUCCAAGUACAACACCAACUACAAGAUGAUUGCACAGGAAAAGAAACCAAAAUACUUGGAGGGGAGGAUGAAGAAAAAGGACAGAUGCUUGAUAGCCAGAUACAGAUGCGGGAAUGAAACGAAAGGGAGCCAGUAUUGGAGAGAAGAGGAGGAAAGGAGAUGCAGAGUAUGCAAGAAAGCAGAAGAAAGUUUGUACCAUAUAAUGAAAGAUUGCGAAGCAACAAGAAGCGAAAUGUCGAUAGAAGAACUCACUGGAGAAGAAGGAAAGGGCCUACAAGUAAUGAAAAAGAUAGAAGAGCUGAGGAAGGAGAUAAACAGGAA